GAACGAGGAUGUUGUUAAACAUGGCGUAACUAGGCUAGCAACACAGUUUAUCAGAACGUGCUUCGCGUGUGUUUAUUUUGGCCACCACUCUUUUUGAUGCAAAACUGCUUUUAAAAAACCACGAUUGCAACUAGUGCAUAAUGUCAACUAGACGUCAGAGUGCAUCCAAUUUUGGUUCAUCAGAUACUGAUGAAAAAAGCAUUGAGGAUGAAUGUCUAAUGACCUAUAAGCUCAUUAUUGGCAACAUAAAGGAUAACAUCAAAUCGAAGGACCAGCUAAUCCAAAUGCUACACCAUGCUGGACGCAACCCCUCACAAAAGAAUCUGAAAUCAUACUGGAAGGACAGUACAAAUAGUCUGACUUUUCAAGACUUUUGCAAGAUUAUGAAAGAGGAGAAAGUUCCUACCGAGAAAGAUUUACAAAAAGCCUUUAAGAAGAUUGAUGUUAAUGGAGACGGAUUCAUUACUUUCAAGGAAUUGAAAAAAGUUUUAACAGCUCGAGGUGAAAAAAUGUCUGAAUCUGAGGUAAAAUCUAUGAUUAAUGAAGUUGACGACAAUGGUGAUGGAAAACUUGAUUAUACAGAGUUUUGUAAGAUGCUUUUCUCAACUGUGGAACAAUGCAAGAAAAAGGGUACCGAUAAGUUGAACAGAAGAGAACGCAGGCCCAAGGAAAGUAAAUCAAGAAAUGAGUCAUCUCGCCGUGGAAGUUCAAAGGGAGACACUAAACAAGAAAAACGUUCAAGUUCAACAGAAUCCAAGUCAAAGAAACGGGACACAAGUUCAGCGAACUCAAAGCCGAAGAAAUCAGAGCCCAUGAAAAUAAACCUACCAGCUGUGGUACAUGUAGCGCCGCGUGUAACAGAACCACGCACACUUAAGUCGUGGCACCACGCUUUCAGCAAGGGUUGCUUCCAUCUGGAGGAAAAUGGUGUUGUUAUUUCACAUCAAUAUUUAUUAGAAUUACCAACCACUACCAAUAUAUGGAUGACAAUAAAACCAUGUAUAUUAAGACCAGAUCAAAAGCACUUUGAUAUGCAUUUGUUUAUCUUGAAACAGAAUGAGGAUGGCACCCUUGGAGACUAUGUAGGAUACACACAUUUAAAAAAUCAACAGAAAUUCUGUCUAAAUAAAAGUUUCAAAGAAGGAAGCUAUCGUUUAAUCCCAUUUACAACAGGCUGUCUGUUUAAGCCUCGAACAAGAAAGGUGAAAGACAAGGCAAAGUUAGUUGAGCAGAGCGGUGAGGAGUAUCUGCUGACCAAAGCAUUCAAGGAUGCAUUAACUGAUGUAUUUGAACUGAUCGAUUUGGAUUGUAAUGGACUUUUGAGCCGAGAGGAGUUCAGCCUCUUCCAGUUGAGGACAAGUGGAGAAGCUGUGGAUGAUGAUGCAUGGGAAGUGGUGGAAGAAAAUUUUGAAUUGAAAAAAGGUGAAAUUACAAAGAAAGGUUUCAUGGAGCUAAACCAGAUGGAAGCAAACGAUGAGGAAGGAGACACAGAAGACCUCUGGGUCACUCUCAAUUCCAUGGGAUUUGCCGAUGACUUGAGACUUGAUGAGGCUAGCCCCUUUAGAGUUGACAUCUACUCUGAAAAAUGCCGGGGGCGAUUGAAGGUGCUUCAGCUUCAAUCGGGAGGGCGUGCUUUAGAGAAGGCUGUUUGUGCAUCUGUGAAGGCCACCGAGGAUAUACAGAUAAAUAAAUUGAGCAAGGACUUAAAUGCUUUGUAUUACACAGGAGACAGCCGUGUAACAGUUGUUAUAGAUAAUCAGACCAAUAGCCGUGCUGUAGUGAAGCUGGAUUGUGGGAAAAGUCAAAACUGUAUCAGUAACGUUGAUGAUAUGGAAAGGACCGUGCAGAUUCCACCAAUGUCAAUGAAAGUUGGACUUCAUUUACUUCCAAAAGAUGAAGAAGAAGAUUGGACAAUAAAGUGUCAUGAGACUGUCAACUAAUUUGCAUUCCUUUUACCCAAUCAUGUGAUUUUGAUUUAUUGCUUUCCAUGGAAAUUACCUU
This is a messenger RNA of Anneissia japonica, 2001 nucleotides long. RefSeq names its product EF-hand calcium-binding domain-containing protein 7-like. The record is from RefSeq and is a predicted model, not a curated record. Lineage: Eukaryota; Metazoa; Echinodermata; Crinoidea; Comatulida; Comatulidae. The coding region runs from base 141 to 1940 and encodes 599 amino acids. Gene Ontology annotation, molecular function: calcium ion binding. The transcript is spliced from 14 exons.